Messenger RNA from Siniperca chuatsi (mandarin fish), 732 nucleotides. Its product is annotated as aquaporin-3-like. The record is from RefSeq and is a predicted model, not a curated record. Gene Ontology annotation, cellular component: plasma membrane; basolateral plasma membrane. Gene Ontology annotation, molecular function: urea transmembrane transporter activity; glycerol channel activity; water channel activity. The transcript is spliced from 5 exons. Lineage: Eukaryota; Metazoa; Chordata; Actinopteri; Centrarchiformes; Sinipercidae. Gene Ontology annotation, biological process: glycerol transmembrane transport; water transport. Bases 1 to 732 code for a protein of 243 amino acids.
AUGGGAAAACAAAAAGACAUUUUGGAGAAUCUGGCAGGAACCUUUCAGAUCCGACAGGCCCUGGCAGACUGCCUGGGAACCCUUAUUCUGGUGAUGUUUGGUUGCGGUGCAGUAGCACAGUUGGUGCUAAGCGGAGGCUCCCAUGACAUGUUCCUCACCGUAAACUUUGCUUUUGGUUUCGCUGCAACAUUGGGCAUCCUUGUGAGUAGACAGGUCUCCGGUGGCCAUCUGAACCCAGCGGUGACUUUCACACUGUGUUUAAUUGGGACAGAGCCUUGGAGGAAGUUCCCGUUGUUCUUUUUCAAGAUCUAUAUGAGUGUCACAGCAGCAGCACAGAUUAUUGGAAAAGCUGCACUGAUCAUGUGCAUCCUGGCCAUAGUUGAUCCACACAGCAAUCCAAUCCCCAGAGGUCUGGAGCCCUUCACUGUAGGCUUUGUGGUGGUGGUCAUCGGUCUGUCGAUGGACUUGGAGUCUGGCUAUGCUGUCAGGGACCUGGGACCACACAUCUUCACAGCUCUUGCAGGCUGGGGUUCCCAUUCAUUCUCUUACAAAGCAAACACCUACUGGUUCUUUGUGUCGAUCUGUGCCCCCUUCUUGGGUGCACUGGUGGGUACGCUGAUGUACCAGCUAAUGAUUGGAUACCAUUUAGAAGGAGAAGUGCAAGAGAAGCAGAAGGAGGAGGAAAAGGAAAGGUUCAAACUUUCCAAUAUUACAACCAAUGAAGAUGCAUGA